This is a messenger RNA of Nycticebus coucang (slow loris), 2544 nucleotides long. Its product is annotated as solute carrier family 26 member 10-like. The transcript is spliced from 19 exons. The coding region runs from base 194 to 2446 and encodes 750 amino acids. Gene Ontology annotation, biological process: transmembrane transport. Lineage: Eukaryota; Metazoa; Chordata; Mammalia; Primates; Lorisidae. Gene Ontology annotation, molecular function: sulfate transmembrane transporter activity; bicarbonate transmembrane transporter activity; oxalate transmembrane transporter activity. Gene Ontology annotation, cellular component: membrane. The record is from RefSeq and is a predicted model, not a curated record.
CUGAGGAAACGCCUAGCCUCGCAUAGCGACUUUGCCUUCCGGAGCCUCAGCUCUCUAACGACCCGGGAAGGUCUCACGGAGAGGGCGCUCUGCAGGGCCGGAUUGGCCUCUGCUUCACGGAAGGCGGGACUCAGGGCUAAGGGAACGGAGGGGUAUUUAAGACCUGGUGGAGUUGGAGGCAGCCAAGGGCAAAAUGAGUGUGCUGCAGGGCGCCAGGACCUGCCCAGGUCCCGGAGAGGCCUGCGACCUUAAGUCCCCCCUGAGCGCCAGGCUCAGGGAGCCUCUCACCGAGGCUCGGUUCCAGCAGCUCUUCGGGGGUGAAGAACAAGAGCCAGAGGUCCUGCCGGAGCCCCUCUUGCCCCGGUUGUGCGGGCUGUGGAGGCUGCCGGCCCGCGCUUGCUCUGGACCCGGGGCGUGGCGUCUGCUGCGGGCCCGUCUGCCUCCGCUGCGCUGGCUGCCCCACUACCGUUGGCGGGCCUGGUUGCUGGGGGAUGCGGUGGCCGGAGUGACCGUGGGCAUCUUGCACGUGCCACAGGGCAUGGCUUUUGCCCUCCUGACCUCGGUGCCCCCAGUUGUGGGACUCUACACUUCUUUCUUUCCCGUCCUCAUCUACAGUUUGCUGGGUACUGGGAGACACCUGUCCACAGGCGCUGCCCGGAGGGGGCAAUUUUUUGCACCCUCCUUUCUUUCCUCGCUUCCCACGGGUUCACGGCUGAUUCACAAGCUCGUGGCCCCGCUGUCGUCAGGGGGAACUUUUGCUGUACUCAGCCUCAUGACUGGGUCGGCGGUGGAGCGGCUGGUGCCCGAACCCCUCGGGGGGAACCUGAGCGGAAUCGAGAGGGAACAGUUGGACACUCAGCGGGUUGGAGCGGCCGCGGCGGUGGCCUUCGGGAGCGGGGCGAUAAUGCUGGCCAUGUUCGCGCUGCAGCUGGGCGCACUGUCCACCUUUCUGUCGGAACCCGUGGUCAAGGCGCUGACCAGCGGGGCUGCACUGCACGUGCUUGUGUCCCAGCUGCCGAGCCUUUUGGGUUUGUCCCUCCCACGCCAGAUCGGCUGCUUCUCUCUCUUCAAGACGCUGGCCGCCGUGCUGACGGCGCUGCCCCGGAGCAGUGCGGCCGAACUGACCAUCUCGGCGCUCAGCCUGGCGCUGCUUGUGCCGGUCAAGGAACUGAACGUGAGAUUCCGAGACAGGCUCCCCACCCCGAUCCCGGGGGAAGUCGUCAUGGUGCUUCUGGCCUCCGUGCUCUGCUUCACCUCUUCCCUGGACACAAGAUACAAUGUCCAGAUAGUGGGGCUGUUGUCUGGAGGAUUUCCCCAACCUGUCCUCCCUAACCUGGCUGAGGUGCCAAGGAUUUUGGCUGAUUCGUUGCCCAUUGCAUUGGUUACUUUUGCUGUGUCUGCCUCCCUGGCCUCCAUCUAUGCAGACAAGUACAGCUACACUGUUGACUUCAACCAGGAGCUCUUGGCACAUGGUGUCUCCAAUCUCAUCUCCUCCCUCUUCUCUUGCUUUCCCAACUCGGCCACGCUGGCCACCACCAGUCUACUAGUGGAUGCUGGUGGGAACACACAGCUGGCAGGCCUCUUCUCCUGUACAGUGGUCCUGUCCGUGCUGCUGUGGCUGGGACCCUUCUUCUAUUAUCUCCCCAAGGCUGUCCUGGCUUGCAUCAACAUCUCCAGCAUGCGCCAGAUGUUCUUCCAGAUGCAGGAACUUCCACAACUAUGGCGCAUCAGCCGCGUGGACUUUGUGAGAAAAGGCAGCAUCACCCCCAAGAUUGCCCCUUCCCAUCCUCUCAGAAUACCCAGCCUCUGCCCUGGAGCAAAGCUAAUUGUUCUGGCUGUAUGGAUGGUCACAUGGAUGGCAGUAGUGACCUUGAGUGUGGACCUGGGCCUGGCUGUGGGUGUGGUUUUCUCCAUGAUGACCGUGGUCUGCCGCACCCAGAGGGUGCAGUGUCUGGCACUUGGACUGGCUGAGGGGACAGAGCUCUAUAGGCCACUCAAAGGGAGCCACAAGCUCCUCCAGGUCCCAGGGCUCUGCAUCCUGAACUAUCCAACACCGCUCUACUUUGGGACCCGUGGGCAAUUUCGCCACAUCCUAGAAUGGCAUCUGGGGCUUGGAAAAGGAGGCAAGGAGACACCAAACCCAGAUGGUCCACCCGACAGAGUUGCUGAGCCUGUCAGAGUGGUGGUCCUAGACUUCAGUGGUGUCAUCUUUGCUGAUGCUGCAGGGGCCAGAGAAGUGGUACAGCUGGCCAGCCGAUGCCGAGAUGCUGGGAUCCACCUUCUCCUGGCUCAGUGUAGUGCCUCAGUGCUGGGGACACUGACCCAGGCAGGACUCCUGGACAGAGUGACCCCAGAACAGCUGUAUGUGAGUGUCCAAGAUGCAGCUGCUCAUGCCCUGGAAAGACUGGAGCUCACUGACCUGAAGAUUUGCACAGUGUGGGUCUGACCUACAGACUUGGAAUGCAGAGGGCCCGGACAAUGUGUGUGAGGAGGGUCAUGGCCCUGCACCCCUUCCUUAAUGUAGCUAAUAAAAGGAAGCUGAGA